Molecule: messenger RNA, 4564 nt
Organism: Peromyscus eremicus (cactus mouse)
Lineage: Eukaryota; Metazoa; Chordata; Mammalia; Rodentia; Cricetidae
Product: zinc finger protein 501-like
Exons: 3
Coding region: 2642-3961 (439 amino acids)
Biological process (GO): regulation of transcription by RNA polymerase II
Cellular component (GO): nucleus
Molecular function (GO): DNA-binding transcription activator activity, RNA polymerase II-specific; RNA polymerase II cis-regulatory region sequence-specific DNA binding
Source: RefSeq, a predicted model, not a curated record
AGAACCCUCAUUAAUACAAUAUACCAUUCCUAUGUCCUCUGGUUUCUGCUUGGUAGGAUUAGUGAAGCUAUUGAAUCAUAUCUGUUUCCUUCAUCAAAGUUGAGAAUUUCUCACCUAUUGCUUCAUAGUGUAGAUGUCACAGCUACAAGCUGGUUUUCUUUUUAUUGUCUUAAUUUUGUUGGUGAUAGUAUUAAUAUCCUAAUUUAGUUGUCAUAAUGCUUAACUCAUUGAGUAUCAUUUGAAUUCUUGGUGUAAUUGAUAAAUAUCCAUGGUUGUUUCUGAGAGAAUUUGGUAUUUUAUUUACCUAUAUUCUCCGCACACUUUCUCAACUGUUGUUUAAAAUUGAUCAUUUAAGAAAUUUGGCCACUGUCUGUUAUUUCAAUAUGAUGGAAAAGAGUAGAGCAAUUCGCCUGAAUCAUGAGGGAUGUACAUAGCAUCGGUCUAUUCCAUGACCAGAUAUGAUCAGAUGGAAUGAAGUUGGUUUUAAGUUUCAUCUACUCUCCCAUUGUCACUCUAUAACAUUGGAGCAUUUGCUAGGUAAGAAACCAUCCGAAUGUGUAUUGCCUAUCAAGAAAACUAUUUGAGAUGCUAUAAAUAUGAUUGAUGUGAUACAUAUGUAUAUCUACAUAUAAUGAUGCCAAGGUUAUGAAAACAUUGUUUAAUAAUAGCGUGCAAAUAUUCAGAAUGACUCAUGACACAUGGAUGAAUAUAAGACAUAUGUGUGUGUAAAUGUCUAUCUGUCUAUCAAUCAUCUAUCAUCUAUCUAAUCUAUCUAUAGGAAGAAUUAUAUACAUACACACACAUAUGUAAAGUUAACCUCCUAGGCAUUUAUUUCAAUUUCACUUUCUCAAUUAUCAUUCAUUCUCCCUUAGCUAUCUAUCAUUCAUUGUGUACUUCUGACCUUUCCAGCCUGUACUCCAUAAAAGCUCCUUGUUAUUCUUCUGUGCUCCUGGAAUCUCUUUCAGACAGGGUUUGCUUACUUCUAAAUUAUUAAGCAUUUAAUCAUGUUUUCCAAUAGUGCUUUUAGCAUUUCAAUUUUUCUAGGAAGGGCCUUGAUCUAGUUUGUAUUGAUUUGUGUGUAGGGUGAGAGAUCUGGAUCUAACGUCACUCAUCUGCACGUGGAUAAUCAAUCGUUUUCCCAGCACCGAGUGUUCAAAGGGCUCUCUCUUUCCUGGGUUUGUUGUUGACAUAUGUAGCUUAUAUCAUCUCUCUGGUAUAUGUUCAUUUCUAUAUUUCCUGUUCUAGUCAAUUUUCUACAUGGUUCUUUAUGUGCGGGAUCAUGCUAUCUUUGCCUUGUGCCUCUGAGUUAUGAUGUAUGAUCAGAUCCUGUGAUACCCCCAGGAAUACCCUUUCUUAGGAUUAAUUUUGAUACAUGUGACUUUUCUGUGUCCAUGUGACUGUUUCCUUAUCUACUUUUGUGAAAAAUAUCAGUAUUUGGCUGAUGGAGAUUGCUUCGAAUCCACUGGUUGCUGUUAGUAAUAUUUUCACCAUGGCUUUUGGAGAGUUUGGGUAAGUCCAUUUCCUUGUGUACUCUUAUUUUUUAUUUUUUUUUUCCCUGAAUACCUUAGGGAUUUCUUCAUAAAAGCAAAGUCAUCAUUACUUAGUCUUAUUCCUAGAUCUUUUUAAUGCAACCUAAAUGGGUUUAAUUUCUAAUUUACUUCUAAAAUUGUCAUUAUUGACAUAUAGGAAAACUAGUCAUUUUGUGUGUUAGUUUUGAGUUUUUUCAAAAAUAGUUAAAACACUUAUCAAGUCUGAGGUUCCCCCUGGAGUAUGUGAAGACCUUUUUGUGUGAUUGUAUAUAAUCAUUAAAAAGGAAUUUGGUGCCUUUCUCUCCUACUUGUUUCUCCUUUCUCUCCUUGUCUUAUUCAGAUGUCUCUGGCCCACUCUUAUGGCUCUGGAUUAAGUGAGACUGGAGAGCACAUGCAUCUUUCUUUCUUGACCGUUUUCCUGCUAAUGCCUGUCAGUUUUCUCUGUAGUGUACUGUUGACCUAGGUGUAACAUACAUGCCCUUUACGUGUUGAGCCGAGUUACAUUUUUUUUUUCCUAGUACCUUUAGGAGUUUAUCACAAAAUCUUAUUGAACUGUGUCUUUUGACAUUUCCAUUUCUACUGAGAUUUUCAUAUCACAGGGCUUUUAUUUGUUAUGUUUUUUUUUAAUAUUGUAGUUGGUAAAGUUACUAUUAGUAUUUUUCUGUCUUCUAGUAAGAAAUAGUGUUUUGCUGGUUUUAUGUGUUGACCAUGGUCUGUUAUUCCUCCGCUCUCCUCUAUUUAUCUGUUCCUUAUGUAAAAUGUCUUAUUUCCUGUGUCCUUGUGGAUAACUUCUCUCUGAUUUUUCUAAGUAUAAUUUGCCUCUAAUUAUGAUCUGCAGCGCUGCCUGAGUGGAUGACCUUUGUUAUUUCACAACUUUCUUCAAGUACAUGUCUCUAUGGAUUUUAAGAGCCAGUUUUUCUGAGUGCAGUGACAUGGUUCACAGUUACUUUCUGUCAGCACUCCAAAUGUAUCCUUCCAUGCUUUCUUCUCUAUAGGAAUGUUGACAAGACUGCUAAUACAUUUUGAUUUGGGGGUCUUUAUAUGUAGUUUGGCACUGUCUAUAACAGAGUUGGAUUAAUUUUAGUUUUAUAUUUUUGACUCCUUGAUGUGAAAUGUCAAGAAGCAUUCCAGUCUUUGUUCCUGAGACAGAAACUCAGAGAAGAGCAACUGGGAGAAUGGCCGCUUCCCCGAUAAAUGUGCCCCAGGAUCCAUUGACAUUCAGGGAUGUGACUGUGGACCUGUCCCAGGAGGAGUGGGAAUGUUUAGACUGUGCUCAGAGAACUUUGUACAUGGAUGUGAUGUUGGAGAAUUACAGCAAUCUAGUCUUUGUAGAGAACCAUCAUAUAUGCGGAAAAUAUAAGAAAUUCCUGGAUCAAGGCUCAAAGCAUAUUUUCCAUCAGCAUGUGAAUAUCCAAGAGAAGUCUUAUAAAUGUAGUGAGCUUGGCAAAAUAAUUCAUGAAUCCUCCCAAUAUUCAACUUGUGACACAAGUGAUACUGCAGAAGACUACAUUAAGUACAGAUGUGGUAACCACAAGGGUGCUUCUAUUGAGUCAUCAGUCAUAAAGAGGCAUAAAAAUGGGGACUCUGGAGAAGAACCUUGCAAAUUUAAAGACUGUGUGAAUUGUUUAAAUUUGUUUCCCAUCAGUCAAAAUCAAAGAAACCACUCGAACUUCAGUAUACACCAGAAAAAUCAUUCUGGAGAAAAACCUCACAAAUGUAAAGCCUGUGACAAGUGCUUUUAUCAGUUGUAUCAGGUUAAAUACCAUUACAAAACUCAUACUGGAGAGAGACCUUACAAAUGCAGUGAAUGUCACAAACGCUUUAGUCAGCUGACACACCUAAGAAGCCAUCAGACAAUUCAUACAGGGGAGAAACAUUACAAAUGUAAUGAAUGUGGCAAAAGAUUUAGCCGACUGACAUACCUAAGAACCCAUCAGCGAAUUCAUACUGGAGAAAAACCUUACAAAUGUAGUGAAUGUGACAAAUGCUUCAUCCAGAAAGCCCAACUUACAAUACAUCAGAGAAUUCAUACAGGAGAAAAACCUUACAAAUGCAGUGAAUGUGAGAAAUCCUUUACAUGUUGCUCAGGUCUUAGAAAACAUCAGCGAAUUCAUACCGGAGAGAAACCUUACAAAUGUAGUGAAUGUAAGAAAUCCUUUACUAGUGGCUCAGAUCUUAGAAGACAUCAGAAGAUUCAUACUGGAGAGAAACCUUACAAAUGCAGUGAAUGUGACAAAUGCUUUAUUCAGAAAGUCCAACUUACAAUACAUCAGAGAAUUCAUACGGGAGAGGAACCUUACAAAUGCAGGGAAUGUGUCAAAGUCUUUACCCACCUCUCAGGUCUAAGAAAACAUCAGAAAAUUCAUAGUAGGGAGGGAAAGUUUCCAUUAGUAAAUAAUGUGGCACAUGCUUUAUCCAAGUUCUCUUCUUAGGAACCAUUGCAGGCUUCACACUAGAGAAUCAUUAUGAACAUGAGAAACUUCCAAAAUCUUGUAAGUAAUGUUCAAAUUGUAGAAAAGAUCAAGAGUUUAUAUUGAGGAAAAAUUAUUCAAAUAUGAUUAUGUAGGAAAAUUUUCGUUAAGUCGUUCUACUUUUUCAACCUCAAAUACUUCAUAAUGAAGACAAAAUGGAAAAGCCUGAAGAAUAUGCUGUUAUGUAACCAUUUCCUGGAAACUGAAAUGUUCCAUCCUGAAGGAAAGUGAUUAAGACAGGAAAUGAAAACCCCCAAAUAACUCAGGAAGUCCCUGAAACUGACAGGAUUCACUCUGGUUAACUCCCAUGAAGAAACUCAGAUCACUCUGCUAUUUAGAAGAGGUUUUUGACAAACUGAACCACCAAAAUAGGAUGCCCUUUAACCUGUAGAUAUGCCUGCAUGUGUACAGUGUGCUCCAGGUGUCCAGUGUUCAAAAGCUGUGUUCCAUGCUGGGUUUGAGUUUCCUGAUGGCGGCUAUCUUUGAGUCCCUCUUGUUCCUUUAAGCACCUCUUUUCCCAUAUUUCUCUGAGUAUCCCCAAUAAAGCUCAUUGGUUCGACAAGA